This is a messenger RNA of Micropterus salmoides (largemouth bass), 1304 nucleotides long. RefSeq names its product beta-enolase. Gene Ontology annotation, biological process: glycolytic process. Gene Ontology annotation, cellular component: phosphopyruvate hydratase complex. The record is from RefSeq and is a predicted model, not a curated record. Lineage: Eukaryota; Metazoa; Chordata; Actinopteri; Centrarchiformes; Centrarchidae. Gene Ontology annotation, molecular function: phosphopyruvate hydratase activity; magnesium ion binding.
GCUCCCUGCCUCUGCACCCAGCCUCCACCCCCUUUCAGGAAGCGUCUAUAAAAACCCUGCAGCGAGACAGACAGACACUUUCCACGUCAGUCGGACAGUCAAACGGACAGACAGACGGCCACAGUCUUCUCUUCUUUUCUCCGUCCACACAGCUGAGUCAGGAUGUCUAUCACUAAGAUUCACGCUCGGGAGAUUCUGGACUCCAGAGGAAACCCCACGGUGGAGGUGGACCUGUGGACAGCCAAGGGUCUUUUCAGGGCAGCAGUUCCCAGCGGUGCAUCAACUGGAGUCCAUGAAGCUCUGGAGCUCCGCGAUGGAGACAAGAGCCGCUACCUGGGCAAAGGUACUAUUAAGGCUGUGGAUCACGUGAACAAGGACAUCGCCCCCAAGCUGAUUGAGAAGAAGUUCAGCGUUGUUGAGCAGGAGAAGAUCGACAAGUUCAUGUUGGAGUUGGACGGCACUGAGAACAAAUCUAAGUUUGGUGCUAACGCCAUCCUGGGUGUGUCGCUGGCCGUCUGCAAGGCGGGGGCAGCGGAGAAGGGAGUUCCUCUCUACCGCCACAUCGCUGACCUCGCCGGACAUAAAGACGUCAUACUUCCUGUUCCUGCCUUUAACGUCAUUAACGGUGGAAGCCACGCUGGAAACAAACUGGCCAUGCAGGAGUUCAUGAUUCUUCCAGUUGGAGCCGCCAACUUCCACGAGGCCAUGAGGAUCGGAGCCGAGGUGUACCACAACCUGAAGAACGUGAUCAAGGCGAAGUACGGUAAAGACGCCACAAACGUGGGAGACGAGGGAGGCUUCGCCCCCAACAUCCUGGAGAACAAUGAGGCUCUGGAGCUGCUGAAGUCGGCCAUCGAGAAGGCCGGCUACCCCGACAAGAUCAUCAUCGGGAUGGACGUGGCGGCGUCCGAGUUCUACCGCAGUGGAAAGUACGACCUGGACUUCAAGUCCCCCGACGACCCGUCCAGACACAUCAGCGGAGAGAAGCUGGGAGACCUGUACCGCAGCUUCAUCAAGAACUACCCCGGUCGGAGCGUCUGGCCAAAUACAAUCAGCUGAUGAGGAUUGAGGAGGAGCUCGGAGACAAGGCUAAGUUCGCCGGCAAAGAUUUCCGUCACCCAAAGAUCAACUAAAUCGCUGUCCUGACUUCCUGUCUGACUGACAGCUGAUGACCCUUGAAGCCCCUCCCCCCCUAAAGCUGGGGGGUGAGAGGUCAGAGGUCACAGCGGGUUUCUAGCUAUUCCAUUAAAGAUGUUUUCUAUAUAAAACACAAUAAAGACUGAAGAAGAAAACACGUCUGAUUA